AUGUCUUCAGCUUUGCGCAUCCGCUCCUGGUGGGCAAUCGAGUUCCUUCAGCAUGCUACACCGAUUUCCGGCCCUCGAGGGGUCACCCGCCUCCAAUUCGGACAGAUCUCCACCCCAAUGACCAAAAGGGCAAUCAGCUACAGCAACUCCCAGAAACAGAACGAAAAGCCCACCGCCCCGUUCUCCAAGCCAUCCACAACAACAUCAACCCAGAAACCCUCCUCUCCAACGCCUACAAGCUCCGCAAGCCGUGCAUCGGCCCCAACUCCAAACCGCUCGACAACAGAAAACAUCUCCCACAGCGGCCUAGCCGACAAGCCCCUCCUGCUCGAGACCGCCCCCGAAGAAAAGAUUGAUUGGACACGCUCAUUCCACGGUCUUUCUGCUGCUCCAUUCCCUAAGGAAGCAGCUGAUAUCCUGUUGGCCGAGACCGACCCGCAAGAAGUCGAGAUCAAGCCCGAUGGUAUCCUGUAUCUCCCCGAGAUCAAGUACCGUCGGAUCCUGAACCGGGCUUUUGGGCCUGGUGGCUGGGGUCUUGUGCCCCGAAGCGAGAGUAUUGUCACGCCCAAGACUGUGACGAGAGAGUAUGCUCUCGUUUGUAACGGACGCUUGGUCUCUGUCGCCCGCGGCGAACAAGACUACUUCUCCCCCGACGGCAUCCCAACCGCAACAGAAGGUUGCCGCUCCAACGCACUCGUCCGCUGCUGCAAGGAUCUCGGGAUUGCAAGCGAACUCUGGGACCCGCGCUGGAUCCGCAAGUUCAAGGCCCAGUAUACGCGCGAAGUGUUCGUCGAGCAUGUCGUUAAUAAGAGAAAGACGAAGAUCUGGACGCGCAAGGACGAUGGCGUGAGCUAUCCGUGGAAGGAGACGGGUAGCGUGAAUAGAUAG
Penicillium antarcticum is the source of this 888-nucleotide messenger RNA. RefSeq names its product putative mitochondrial genome maintenance protein Mgm101. Bases 1 to 888 code for a protein of 295 amino acids. Lineage: Eukaryota; Fungi; Ascomycota; Eurotiomycetes; Eurotiales; Aspergillaceae. The record is from RefSeq and is a predicted model, not a curated record. Gene Ontology annotation, molecular function: single-stranded DNA binding. Gene Ontology annotation, cellular component: mitochondrial nucleoid; mitochondrial chromosome. The transcript has 2 exons. Gene Ontology annotation, biological process: recombinational repair; interstrand cross-link repair.